GAAUUUUUAUAUGAGCUUUUUUUUCAACCCACUCCACCUCAACCCGCCCAGAAUCACAUCCCCUCUCUCUCUACAGUUCUCAGACAUCCAGCUUCCUGGACUUCCAAAGAUCUUGGGAUUAUUCAAUUCAGGGGUGUCGGAUUUCCCCCAAACUGACCUUGUACCUUUAAGAUAGGGUUCCCAAUUGGCAGAAUUUACGAUGCCACCGUUCAUGUCAACCUCAAAAGCACUUGGGUCCUUUAUGUUCCGGAAAAAUGGUUCCAGACAUUCUAUUAGGUCCCUCAAGAACAGUUGGCGGUUGCAGAAAUUUGAUCAGAUUCAAUGCAUUAGUAGCAUCACGGGUAUCGAUACCCCGUCAGUCUGUAAUUCGGCCAAUGGCCUUAAUGAUCUUAAAUUUUCGUGGCGGAGUUUGUCUAAUGAUAGUCACACUGUUCAAAAAAGGCGGUUUCUGGGUUGUGGAGAUGGUGAAGAGGGCGGUGUUCUGUCGAAAGUUUACAAGGAGAGGCGCGUCUUGGGGUAUUCUCCAGAGCAGUUGUUUAAUGUUGUUGCUGCUGUUGACUUAUAUCACGGUUUUGUCCCCUGGUGUCAGCGGUCUGAGAUACGUAAACAUUAUCCUGAUGGAUCUUUUGACGCUGAGCUGGAGAUUGGUUUCAAAUUUCUUGUUGAGAGUUACACUUCCCACGUAGAAUUGAACAGGCCAAAGUCUGUAAAGACUACUGCAAAGGAUAGUGCCCUGUUUGAUCACUUGAUAAACAUAUGGGAGUUCAAUCCAGGACCAGUUCCAGGGAGUUGUGAGCUUUAUUUUUUUGUGGAUUUUAAGUUCCAGUCACCACUUUAUCGACAGGUUGCAUCCAUGUUCUUCAAGGAGGUUGUUUCUCGACUUGUAGGUUCGUUUAACGAGCGGUGCAGUUUGAUAUAUGGACCGGGGGUCCCAACCCUUGAAAAUUCUUAUAGUCAAAGGGCAUGAGACAUGGUUUCGUAUGUAACAGGGUGUUGUGGCAAAUGAACUUGUGGUGGGAUAUAUUCACUGUCACACCAGCCACUGGGUGGUUUUUGUUUUGUCUGCUGCCUGGUAGGCUAAUUGAUCUUUUUAUGAUUAAUUCAAAUUUCAAUUAAAGCCUUAAAAAUUAAAACCCCUCUAGGCCUCCUCCUCCUACUGAAAGUUUUGAUAAUGAAAUUUCAGUGAUGGUGUAAACUUUUA
Messenger RNA from Corylus avellana, 1201 nucleotides. RefSeq lists its product as uncharacterized. The record is from RefSeq and is a predicted model, not a curated record. Gene Ontology annotation, molecular function: ubiquinone binding. NCBI's taxonomy places the organism in Eukaryota, Viridiplantae, Streptophyta, Magnoliopsida, Fagales, Betulaceae. Gene Ontology annotation, biological process: cellular respiration. Gene Ontology annotation, cellular component: mitochondrion.